Dermacentor silvarum is the source of this 6487-nucleotide messenger RNA. Its product is annotated as acylpyruvase FAHD1, mitochondrial. The record is from RefSeq and is a predicted model, not a curated record. Gene Ontology annotation, cellular component: mitochondrion. Gene Ontology annotation, molecular function: acetylpyruvate hydrolase activity. The coding region runs from base 141 to 800 and encodes 219 amino acids. Lineage: Eukaryota; Metazoa; Arthropoda; Arachnida; Ixodida; Ixodidae. The transcript is spliced from 4 exons.
AAUCCGAGCGACAAGCGGCUCCCCGUUUGCGGUCGUUUGCGGUACUUUCGGGCUCCUUGGGCUUGCUCUGUCGUGCCGCUUGUUUUUUCGGUGAGGCAACUUUCAAUUUACCAGCGGGAAAACAUCGCCGGAAGACAAACAUGAGACUAAGCAGAUUUGUGGAAUUCGGCAGGAAGAUUAUAUGCGUUGGAAGAAACUACAAAGAGCAUGCUGAGGAAUUGGGCCAUGCGGUGCCCAAGGAGCCGCUGCUGUUCAUGAAGCCUCCAACAGCCUACAUCACCGAAGGGCAGUCUAUAAUGAUUCCACGGGACUGCGAGGAGCUAGACCAUGAGGUCGAACUGGGUGUGGUAGUAGGGCGCCGAGGCUCUGCCAUCCGCGCGGAAGAGGCACUCGACUACGUGGCGGGAUAUGUGGUCGCACUGGACAUGACUGACCGGCAGCUGCAGAGACAGUGCCAAGCCCAGGGUCACCCAUGGGAGCGUGCCAAGGGCUUCGACACGUCCUGCCCCGUGGGGCAGUUCCUGCCCAAGGAGUCUGUGAGCGACCCGCACGCACUCACCCUCUGGUGCAAGGUUAACGGCCAGCAGCGGCAGAAGGGCAGCACGUCGCACAUGCUGUUCACCAUUCAGCAGCUGCUGGAGGCAGCCAGCGCCCGCUUCACCCUUGAGCCCGGCGACCUUCUUCUCACUGGGACGCCCAGUGGCGUAGGGCCGGUGCACGCUGGCGACGUUGUCGAGGCUGGCAUCGAGGGGCUCGGGCAGGUCCGCUUCCCGGUCGAGCAGCAGAUGCCAAAGCAGUAGCGUUUCUCUAGGAUUGUUGCCUUUCUUGGGCAUUCAGUUGCCCACUGGUGAAAGGACCCGGUGCUCACAAGGUUGCAAAACGGGAAGAAGGAACAUGUCAUUCAAGACCCCUCCUCAUCCUGUGCAAUAAUCAGAUAAGGACACGAAGCAUGGCUCAGAAUAACACAUCACUGAUAAGCAGAUGGCACUGGCCUUUGUUUUAUUCUUCGUGUCGGUGUACUGGUUUGCACCGCACCUAAUCCUUCGUUCAUGAUCAAUCAACUAACCUGCUUCUUGAGAUGCUUCUGCUUCAUCCACUGUGUUCUUUCCGACCUUGUUCUGCAUCCUUGUUAGUGCUGGGUUCUCUCAUCACUAUAGUUCUUGUAGUUAUGAAACGAAAUGGUCUAGUUCAAUCUCCGGUUCUUCUUUCUUGCACAAUGAGCUUGUGACUGGGGCACGACUUUUUCGUCGGAAGCAGCAAGGCAGCCGAAAUGGGCAACUGUACCAUGUGUGCUUACAGUCGGUAGUAGGUGUAUCGAUACCUGAAAAGGCUAGUUCAGGUUAGGCAUUUUUUAAAUUGCUUUCUAAUGCUGCAUACACAUAUCGCGUGCAACUGCGAUCUUUGGCUGUUGACCUCUGACGGGCUUUACACAAGCCUUCUGUUCUAUUCGUUCUUGUUUUGCUUGUCCUAACGUUAUAGAAUAUAGAAAUCUGCAGAUGCACUGCCGUAGAAGGGUGCCAAACAAUGAUAUCAUAAAGGACGAAAUUUCUUUGCUACUUGGGCAUGCACUCACAUUUGAGAGUUUAAUAAAUAGUCGCAGACUGAUCCGAUAAAUUUGGGGUGAAUUUGUCAAAUGCUACAACCUUGUGCCUUUCGUAGGUACAGUACCACACCUUUGCAGCAGUCGGCGCAGUCAAGCUCGUGCGAACAAGCUGCAUGUUGAGUAGCUGGCUGAAAUUUUGAAAUUUUUUGUUGUUUGAACAGAACAGCCAGUUUUUUACUGGUAGAAUUGUAGUGCCAGCAAAAAUAAGUUCGUUUGCACCUGUCUUUUUAUAGUACAGUUUGAAUCUGUCCACAUGUUCUACCCUUCACUUCAAGGCACAACAGGAGCCACAAUAGUGUAAUCUCCACAGACCUGUCGCAUGUCCAGCAAGGCAUUACCAGAUGGCACCGCUGAUGUGAAUGCUGGCAGGAAGUUCUCCAAGCAUACACAUAUUUGUGGCUUCCGUAGGAAAUGCACGUUUCUGGAAAGGUACUGGUAACGACUGCCUUGGACCAUCCAUUGAACUGAUCGUUGUAGGAAUUAAUAGACAUGUUACAUCCUUUGCAUGUUUUCUCGCUCUUUUGUAGGUGUGGGGGUGACUGAUGUUAUCAAUGAAACAAGGUCAUUCCACUUAGGCCCCACAGGUUACAAAAGACUUAUUCUCUGUUCAUUUCUGACUGCUCUUUUCUGUUUUUUUCUUUUUUUUAAGAUUAGCACACAUAUUUGGCAUAUCUAAGGUUCAGUUAGGCUGCUUACUGUUGUGUCUUUCUGCUAGGUACUUUUUUUCGUACUUCCUAGUGGCUCAAUAUGAGGCUGCUUGUUAGUUACAAUGCUGGUCUCUUUAAUUUUGGCAAUUUCUGCCUUAUCCACUUUUCUCUUUCACCUUUUAGACAGUGUGUCAUGGAAUUUGCUCUUCUCCCCAAUUUUGAUUUGAAAACCGUGGUUGAGUAAACAACUGUUAAUUGGAACCGUGUGGAAGUGAAGAGAAAGCAGUUUUUCUUGUGUGCCAGGUGCAAGCACUGAACCUUAAUGGUGAAUACGACUAGUCGAUCAGAGAAAGCCGUAUGAAUCCUAAAGUGAGUGCUCCCUUAUGAGAAUCCUAACUUGGCAGCGAAAAAAUAAACCAUUCCCUUGGGCUCGGCAGAAAAAAAAUAAACCGUUCCACUUGGGCUCAUCGUGGAAGUUGUGAUAGGUAGCCAAUUCAGGAAGUAGUGUCUAGGAGCUGUAUUUUUAGUACAUCACUUUUGGGGAUAGUAUCACUUUCGCAAGAUUUCACGUGACUUGGCGCCACAUGCAUUUACGCCUACUAGUGACAAUGUUGCUUGCACGGUGCCAAUCGUGGUGUCCUGCUGCGACACCAGGGACGCUGUUGCCAAUAAAACACUGACAUGUUUGGCACCAAGUGACACGAACACUUAUGAAAGUGGGAGUAUUUACAAAAGUGAUCAGCUAAGAAUACUGCUCAGGUAUCUGCUGGAUGUAGACCAUCAAGGCACAGUGAUUUUGGUGUCACUACUUCUUUCGCCCGUAACGUUUAAAGUGUAAAUCGAGCACCAGUUCAAAAGAAAAAAAAAAGCCAUUGUGCGACGAAAAAAAAAAAAAUGGAACAUUUAAAAAUACAAGGAAGCAUGCUGAUGUUGACGUGAAGCACUGAUGGUUGUUGCAAUCGUCUCUUUAGCUUGCAAAACUGACGCGAUACGUAGUUCUCCCUCCAUUCUGCUGCAGAACCGCUCCUGUUCUGUACCGACCAAUAGAAUGCACCAUAGUUUUAGCUGUGCUUGUCUGUACACUCGGGCAACAGCCCAUUAUUGGGAAGCUGCCUGCAAAACACAGCAAGGAAGUUUACAAGCUUGUUUGAUGAUGCCAUACUUUGUCGAAUCCAGCAUAAGGAUGCACAUUUUGGCACUUCGUAUGUAUAGGCAUGUUUAAAUCGGUUAGUUGGUCUGUUGCCAAUCAGGUUGUGCGAUUCCCCUCGCCUUGAGAAUAGUAAAUGCAAGUAGAGGGCAGCUGAAAGCGAAGCAUGUAAUACCUACCAUCUUUGAGAGCUUUGUAUUGUUGAUCCAUGCAUUAACCCCUCGAGCGCCAUGCACAGGCGCUGAUUGUCCAGAACAUUCUUUGUCAGAACUGCCAAGGACGAGUCUAGAUUGCCCGUGAGUUAUUCUGCUCAUUUUGAAUGCCGGUGACAAUGUGUUGUUGUCAGCUCCUUCACAACAUUAGAGUGACCUUCUCUCUUUUUUGCCUCUAGAGAGCACUGUUGUAAGAUGAUAGCAAGGAAGCGGUGACUUAUACUAUGUGGUAGUUAGUUUCACUUUAAUUUUUGGCAUUUUUCACGCGUGGUAAAUAAAAGCGGCAUGUCGAUACUAAAUUUACUCCCCAUGGCAUAUAUAUUUGGUACGUGCAGUCAUUCAGCUUUCCACUCUCACUUGCAAUCUAUCUUCCUACUUACAUUUUUUACUAGCACUUAAAGAAAUAAAGGGACUGUGAACUGUUAGCGAAAGUCUGAGAGGGUAGUGCUACAGUGUAGAACCGAGCUGGUUGCAUUUAAUAGCCUAGUCGUUUAGGUGCGCUACCUGUAGUUGUGCUCGACCUCAGUUACAGCCUACUGAAGUCACGCUCACUUACCGGGAAAAGCUAACCAGAUCUUGUAUGUAUGCGGUUAGGUUUUGCCUUUGGCUUGACAUUUGAGUUGCCUCGUGACAAAUCCUUUUCAACUAAACUGUGUUCGUAUUUUUAACGUUAACAGUGAGCAUGUUUGGUAGGCUAACUGCAGUCCAUAUGCCUGUGUAAAUGGGUGAGAGACCUUCCGCGCAGAUGAAAGCUUUCUCGAGUGUCGAGUACCAGUUUUGCCAGACAACUUUAACUUGCGGACCCCACUUCAAUAUUGCAGGGUUCAUGUUCAAUGCCUGUCCGUGAAGUCUUCCAAGUGGUUGCCAACGCGUUCGAGAGAUAGUGUUUGAGUGGAAGUUCUGCACUCAGAAUGUUUGUUGUUAGAAGUCGCAUGGUUUGGCCAUUGGCCACCAUAAGCGGCAGCGGGAUUGAGAGUUGGAACCAUGGUGCAGUUUGAAGAGCAUUUUUUAACUGCAGCACAAGGAACAGAGGCAUUGUUGUGGUCCUUUCCUUCUGUUGCACCUGUUCCUUGUGUUGCCGCAGUUCGAAAAAUGCACUGGCAGUGACGCGAGUCUGAAAUACACCCAGCGCACAUCUGUCCAAGUGCAAGUCUUGUUGGAAGUUGACCACCAUUGUCUGGCCAGUGCGUGAAAUUGAAGUUUGCCAACAUUCCUUUGCUUACCAUACCGGAAUAUUUGCAAUAUUAUUUGGACCCACGACUAUAACAAACAGUACUGGGUUCAAUGGCGCCAAAGCACUGCUGAUAUUCAGUACACAUUUUUAUGUCGCAUUAUAACAGAAUAGUGCAAUGCAGCACUGCAUCUAGUUCUGUCCCGCAGGGGCUUGAAUAUUAUGAAGAUGAAAGCUUCAUGCUGCUGUCCCCUUUAUCCAUGUCCAUGUGAAACACGUGUUCUCACGAGGCAGCCACUGGGCCGCUUUUCAAGAAGCCCUCAUACAGUUAGAAAGAAAGGUUAAAUUCUAGUUAACUCUCAACUUUAAAAUCCUUUAGCUCGAACCCAUAUGCAGGUAUAAAAGUCACGUGAAUUGUUCAUGUUAGCUCUUCGAGCAUCUAACAUUGCUCUACAGCAAUCAGUUACUUCGUGAACAUGACUUUCACAUAAGUCGUCGCGUUGCCAAGGUAGGAAUAAACUGCAAGUCAGCACAUUCAUUUUGUCUACGUUUAAGUCCACUUUCUGGCACGGUUCGCAGAAUUUGUUGUUCAGCUAAACAUUGUAAACAUCAUGUUAAUUUUUUUUCCAAGAUAUUCAUUAACGAUUAUAAAACUUGACUGCCUGCUCUACUCGAGACUGCCUUGCUUGUAAAUCCAACAAAUGUUACACAUCAGCUACACGGGGCACUUUAGAUUGCAAUCGAAAGUGCACUGCGGGAUCUAACUGGUUGAGCAACUACUUAAUAACAGCACUUCUAUGUUUCACGUGUACUUGAAUAAAGGGGCCCUGACCUGCGUGUUCCUCUGGGGAGGAACUAGACACGUGAGCAAAUUAUAAGUCUGCUGAAGGUUCACUAAUGCACUGUAACUGUCGCUUGCACCGUGCCAGCUUUAGUGGAAAGCAGUUAAAAUUAACAAGUUGCGCUGUUUCCUUCAUACUGGUAGGCCAUGUGACAGCACUUUGCUCAUACUUCUAAGAGCGCGAUGCUGUGGUUUGCCAGGAAAAGUUGAAGGGCAGUGUCAUUUGUUUAAGCCAACACAUGACAUAUUGGCAGGGCGAGUGUGUGUUGUUCUGCUGUUCUUCAUUGGCGCCUCUUUGAUGGAGCAGUCAUGCGAGGUGUUAGCAUUUGACCUAAACACAAAAGGGCCCAGCCUCGCAUUCUCCCAGCGGCUGGCUCCCAGUGACACAUGAAGUAGAAACUAAGAGCCCAACUUCUUGCUGGCUCGUGAUACAUAGUAUGGUUGCAGUUUUACGAACCUAACAUAAAGGUUGCAAAACAUGUUGAAUGUUGCUGUUUCUAUUGUGCCGUCAUUGGAUCUCUGCUAACCUGUACUUCCACCCGUUUGCAGCAAGCGUGCCAAUGCCGACCACGUCGUGGUGUUAUGUGGCAGUUUACUAACCCUUAAGUCGACCCGUUUGCAGCAAGCGUGCCAACGCCGACCACGUCAUGGAGUUAUGUGGCAGUUUGCAGUUUACUUUGGUCAGUCAUUGUCUGCUGCUGAGGUGUUUGUGCUGUCAGAAUAGAUUCACUUGUUCCUUGUGCGUUUUCGCUUUUCUAAGUCGCUGCCACUGCCCUGUUUCUAGUAGAUGCUUAAGGAAAGUUGUUCUGUUUCCCUGUAAAAGCCAUUUUCUACUAUUGAACAAAUAAACUCGUUAAUAACAACUG